AAUAAAAUAAAUAAUAAAUAUACAUGAAUAAUAUAGAAAAUUUGUUAGACUAAACACAUCGAAAUACUAGAAGAGGCAUCGUAUUCUAACAUACAAGAAAAACCUUUACAAUUAAACCAGACUCACCUAAAACUAGAGAAGCAUGUUUAGCUUUAGGUUAUGAUCCACAUAUAUUUUAAUUCAAGUAACAGUCCAAAAUUAAUGUCAUUAGAUCGUUAGAGGAUUUUGCUGAACCAGACAUACCAGAAAAUGUCUAAAAGAUGAGAUUUGAACAUUAUAUGAAAAAGACUGAAGGUAAAACUGAAAAUUUAUUUUAGGUGCUUUAAAAGAAAUUAGUAAAAUGCGUAAGACUAUAAUAAAAAAAUAAAAAAAUAUAACUAAUUUACAUCUAGAAAAGAGUUUUCAGAGAGAUGAAGAGUAUUUUAUAUUUUUUAAUAAAGAUUGGUUAAUGAUUUAAUAGAAGCUUAUAACAAAAAAAUGAGUAGCAUUGAUAAAGAAGAUAAAGAUGCCUCAUAUUUAUCUUUUGAUGAAGAUGAUCCAAUAUUAGUGUUAGAAUAAUAAUUGGAAAAAGAAAUUGCUAAAUAUAAAAAAUCAUUAUAAAUAAAAGCUAAAGAAGUCUAACAUUAAUUGGAUAAUGAAAAAAAAAGACAAAAAAUGUAACAUGAUUUGAUUGAGAGAGAAAAAAGAAUAGAAGAAUUAUAAUUUAAAAUAUCUCAAUAGAAAGCUAAGAAAAAAAGAUAAAUGAAAUAAACUUCAUAGAAGAAAUUUAAUGAAAUUAAAUAAAAAGAAAGAGAAAAACAAAUCAAAUUAUUUGAAGAUAAAAAAAAACAAGCUGAAAAAUUAGAAAAAAUGUAAAUUAUUAAAUAAUUCUAGACAAAAAAAAUUAGAGUAAGAUGAAAUUUAACAUAAGAAAGAAUUAGAAGAAUAAGAAAAAAAAUAUUAAGAAAGAAGAUUAUAAAUAUAACAACGCAAAAAUUUAUAAGAUUAAUAAUAUAAUUAACACUUGGCAUAAACUAUGACUUAAAUAUAAUAAAAAUGGGCAGAAACUUCAUCAAAUAAAGAAAAAUAAAUUUGGGAAAGCAAACUUGAACGUCUUAAUUUGAGAAGUUCUUUACAUGAAGAAAAAUUAAAAUAGUACAAAUUAAGAACUUUCUAAAAAGAAGAAUCUUUAGUUUAGUCUGUUGUUUAAAAAUUAGCAAAUAAAGAAGAAGAUCUUAAAGGUAAUUAAUAUUUUAAAUUAGCAUUAAAAUAAUCAAAAGAAAGAGAAGAAUAAAGUAAACUUAGAGAUGAAAAAUUAAGAAGAAAAAAAAUUGAAAAAAGUCUUAAAAAUAUUUAAUCUUAAUAAUUUGAUAGAGUUGAUACAUUAUAAAAGAAAUUUUAACUUCUUGAAGAUUAUAGUCUUAAAAGAAAAGAAGAAUUAGAUUAUCAGAAAUCUUUAAAAUAAGAAAGAAUGAAAUUAAAACAAUAAGAUUUAAUAGAAAACUAUUAAAGAUAAGAAAGAUUAAAAGAUUUUAGAUUUAAAUCAUUAAUUAAGUCAACCUAAUAAUUAAAUGAAUAAAAAUCUCUUGAAAAAAUCUCAAAUGAAUUAAUUCGAAAAGCUCAAUAAGAACUUUAAAAAAAAUUAAAAAAAGAUUCAGAUAAUCUUGAUUAGAGUCUCAUAAAUGUGAGUUAAGCUGAUGAAAAGAUUUUGAAGUAAAAUUUAAGAUUAUUUUUUAUAGCUAAAGAGUCAGCCAACUUGAAAAAAGUUUAUCAAAUCUUACAUAAAAUUCUAAGAUCAUACACUGA
Paramecium sonneborni is the source of this 1785-nucleotide messenger RNA. The record is from the annotation of a GenBank genome assembly. Lineage: Eukaryota; Ciliophora; Oligohymenophorea; Peniculida; Parameciidae.